UUCCCACAACCAAUCCGCAGAGAGAGGCGCCGCAGAACACAACACCAGUAGGGAAGAGAAGAGAAGAGAAGAGAAGAGAAAGAGCAGAGCAGAGCAGAGAAGAAAAGAACCCGGUUUGGGAGGAACAGAGGCGGCGAAGAGAGAGAAGAGAUGAAUCGCUGAACAGCACCUCCACCUGGAGCUGAGCUAGAGAAGAGAGGAACGCUGAACGGCACCUCCACCUGCCGACAACCACUAUCAUAUUCCCGUUCUCCACCCACCAAUCUCACGGCCAUGGAUCCGGAGAAGGUCUAUGGCUUCAAACUCUUGAUAUUGCCGCUCCUUCUCUUGCUUCUCGGCAAUGCAGCCCUCGAGGCCGCCGCUAGUCCGCCGACCGCAACUUCCGCCGGCGGGACCCCCGUAAACUCGAACUCGGUCCUGGUGGCGCUGCUGGACUCUCGCUACACGGAGCUGGCGGAGCUUGUGGAGAAGGCGUUGCUCCUGCAGACGCUGGAGGAGGCCCUGGGCAAGCACAAUGUCACCAUUUUUGCCCCUCGAAAUGAGGCGCUCGAGCGCGACCUCGACCCCGAAUUCAGGCGCUUCCUUCUUGAGCCCGGCAACCUCCAUUCCCUCCAGUCCCUCCUCAUGUUCCACGUCGUCCCCCAGCGCAUCCUCUCCGGCGACUGGCCUCACAACGACCUCUCCCCCCGCCGCACCCUCUCCCUCGCCGUCCGCGACGACCUCCGCCUCUCCCACCGUGCUGACGGCACCAAGAAGGUCGACAGCGCCACGGUUGUCCACCUCGACGAUAUCAUCAGACCUGACGGCGUCAUCCACGGGAUCGAGCGUCUCCUCGUGCCCCGAUCCGUUCAGGACGCGUUCAACCGUCGCCGGAACCUCGCCGCAAUCUCCGCCGUUCUGCCAAAGGGCGCGCCGGAGGUCGAUACGUCCACGAUGAAGCUGAAGAAGAAGCCGGCGAAGCCGGACCAGUACGGAUAUUCCCCACCACCGUACACGCCUUCCACUCCGAUCUACGAGGCGGUGGGUUCAGCACCGGCAUCUGCCCCGGCUCCGGCACCUGGACCCUCGUCGGGUCACCGCUGGUUCGAUGGCGAGUCGCAGGUGAAGGACUUCAUCCACACCCUGCUGCAUUACGGGGGUUUCAACGAGUUGGCUGACAUUCUCGUGAACCUGACCUCUCUCGCCACCGAGAUGGGGCGGCUGGUGUCGGAGGGAUACGUGCUGACCGUACUCGCGCCUAACGACGAGGCAAUGGCGCGGCUGACCACCGAGCAGCUGAGCGAGCCAGGCGCGCCGGAGCAGAUCAUAUACUAUCACUUCAUCCCUGAGUACCAGACGGAGGAGAGCAUGUACAACGCCGUCAGGCGAUUCGGAAAAGUUCGGUACGACACGCUCAGGCUGCCCUACAAGGUCACCGCUCAGGAGGCCGACGGGUCCGUCCGAUUCGGCCACGGCGACGGGGCGGCCUACCUGAUCGACCCUGAUAUCUAUGUGGAUGGGAGAAUAUCGGUGCAGGGAGUCGACAAGGUUCUUUUCCCGUCCGAUGCUAAGGGCUCCUCCACCACCCACUCACCUGCUACCGUCAAGACCGCCAAGUCCCCGGCCUCUGGCCCAGCCGCCGCCCGGAGAGGGAAAUUGGUCGAGCUAACGUGCAAAGUGCUAUCUAUGAUCAGACAAGAUUCACGCCUCUCUACAUGCCAACGAACAUGAGCUUUACAGCUACUUCCUAUCCGACCUGUAAAUUGUUGGGUUAAACCGGGAGGGGCCGAUGCAUCGUUGUCGGUGAAGCUGCUGAUUUCUCAACGUCAAUUUUCUUCCUUUUUAAAUUUUUGUUUUGGUGGUGGCCAUCGAGGAUGGGUUCGAGGCAGAUGGUAUUUUAAAAGGUUUUCCCUAGCCUGUCAAAGGAAGAAGUGAGCUAGUACAUAUAAAUAUAAUUUUUGUUCUUUGUGGUUGUCAUUUGCACCAAGUUUCUGCAUUUCCCAUUUGCCGUUUGUGGUGGUGGGAAUUUAUACGCGGUGAUGACCAGGUGUGCCUUCACGUGGUCUUCGCAUCUGCCCACAAUAAACAGAAAAGUGAAUAAAAAGAAAUUCUUUUGUGUUUGUUGCUAUUGUUAA
Molecule: messenger RNA, 2114 nt
Organism: Nymphaea colorata (pocket water lily)
Lineage: Eukaryota; Viridiplantae; Streptophyta; Magnoliopsida; Nymphaeales; Nymphaeaceae
Product: fasciclin-like arabinogalactan protein 17
Exons: 3
Coding region: 274-1710 (478 amino acids)
Source: RefSeq, a predicted model, not a curated record